GCGAGCCAACCAACUUCAACAACCUCAACAUCCAUAGACAUUCCUCUGUCCACUACCUUAGUUACUUCUUCAAAAAAAUCUGUGACACACCUGUUAUGAAUCAUGCUGGCUCUCCCUAAUUAACUGAAGAUUUUCGAGGUGUUCAGUUACCCCAUCCUUGAUUAUACACUCCAACAAUUACCCACCACAGAUGUUAGGCUAACUGGUCUGUAAUUCCCUGGUUUUCCUCUUUUGCCCUUCUUUAAAAGCAGAGUGAGACGUGCAAUUUGCAAUCGAGAGGGACAUUUCCUGUAUCUAGGGAACUCUGUAAGAUUGUGGUUGGGAUGUCUACGAUGUGCUCCCCUAAUUCCUUUAACACCCUCGAAUGGAAACUGUCAUUCCUCAUUACUGACAUUUUACUUACAAUAGUUUUAUUCAGUUCCUGUUCACAGUAAACCAAUAAUUUCCUCGGGACUUUUGGUAAGCUAGCCUCCCUUCCUACUGAGGCAGAGUAAUUAUUGAGCAUGUCUGCCAUUUCCCCGUAGUCAUUGACAAUAUUCCCACUUUCAGUCUUUAGUGCACCAACAUUGUUUCUGACCCUUUAUGUGACCAAAAUUUCUUCUAAUUGAUUUUGAAGUCCCUGAGGCCAUGGUUGAGCAUGGUAAUCUUGUUAAUAGCUGGUGGCCUCUUCAUGUUUACGUACAAGUCAACCCAAUUUAACAUGAAAGGGUUUAUACUAGUAUUAGUUGCAUCUUUCCUUGGAGGGAUACGAUGGACACUGACACAGAUCCUUACCCAGAAGGCAGACCUAGGUUUACAGAAUCCCAUUGACACCAUGUAUCAUCUCCAGCCGCUGAUGUUCAUAGGCCUUUUCCCAUUGUUUCUAAUCAAUGAAGGACUAAGCCUGUCUGCCUCGGAGAAACUGUUUCGUUACCACGAGACAUCAACUUUGCUGCAUAUGAUGUUUGUGUUGGCUGCAGGGGGCUUUCUGGCAUUUGGAUUGUGUUUCUCUGAAUUUUUAUUGGUUUCGAAAACCUCCAGCUUGACCCUAUCUGUAGCAGGCAUUUUUAAGGAAGUGUGCACUCUAGUCCUUGCCAGCCAUGUGAUGGGUGAUCAGCUGAGCAUGUUAAACUGGUUGGGAUUUGCAAUGUGUCUCUCUGGAAUCUCACUCCAUGUUGCACUUAAGGUCGUUUAUUCAGAAGAUGCCUCGAAAGACAAAAUGACAAAUAAAAUCAAUGAUAUGACGAUGACAGAUACUGGUAUGGAACUACUACUCAGGAAUGGACAAGCAAAUGAGGACAGUGAAGAAGAGUGUGUCAUAUAUCAAUGACUCAUUGUGUCUACUCUGUAUGGAAUCCCAUGGUUCUGCUUCACAUGACUCACAUUUGCUAUGCAAAGGUGUGCCUGUAUUAUGCUUUAAACCUUGUGUCUAUGUAUUCCAGUCCGUGAUCGGAAUUAGUUAGAUUGGCACCUAUUGCUUUAAGAAUGGAGUCCUUCUGACCAAGUGUAAGGAUUAAGAUAUCAUCGAAGCAUUGGAUAUGUUUCCAUACUAUUAGCAGGAGUUGUGAAAUUUAUCUAUGACGGUUUGAACUGUGGUUCAAAAAAACACACUAACUGGCUCACAACUGGAUAUGGACCCUCCAAAUACAGUUUGUUAUUGGAGAAAAUAUUUUAAGCAACCCUGGAAGAAAAUACUGUUGGUUACGCAAUACUGGGAGCAUUUUGAAGUGCUAAAUCAAGGGUUCUGUGCAAGAUGUUUGGGCAGCACUGAAAAGUAUUGCCCCCAAAUUAUUUUUCUUCUGUAGUCUGUUGAUACCAGUGUUCUCAAUACAUUUGGUAGCAAUGCUGAUUUUAAUUGAAAUGUACAUACCUGCAGGAAAAUAGCAAAAGCCACUGUGAUUGAUUUGUACAGAGAAGAAAUUGUAUUGCUAUUAAAAAAAAAAUCUGUUCUUAA
Molecule: messenger RNA, 1933 nt
Organism: Rhincodon typus (whale shark)
Lineage: Eukaryota; Metazoa; Chordata; Chondrichthyes; Orectolobiformes; Rhincodontidae
Gene: slc35h1
Product: solute carrier family 35 member C2
Exons: 6
Coding region: 638-1309 (223 amino acids)
Biological process (GO): UDP-glucose transmembrane transport
Cellular component (GO): endoplasmic reticulum-Golgi intermediate compartment; Golgi apparatus; cis-Golgi network
Molecular function (GO): antiporter activity
Source: RefSeq, a predicted model, not a curated record